Messenger RNA from Homarus americanus (American lobster), 5038 nucleotides. RefSeq names its product ER degradation-enhancing alpha-mannosidase-like protein 3 (gene Edem2). Gene Ontology annotation, cellular component: endoplasmic reticulum; membrane. NCBI's taxonomy places the organism in Eukaryota, Metazoa, Arthropoda, Malacostraca, Decapoda, Nephropidae. Gene Ontology annotation, biological process: mannose trimming involved in glycoprotein ERAD pathway; carbohydrate metabolic process; endoplasmic reticulum mannose trimming. The transcript is spliced from 18 exons. The coding region runs from base 136 to 3276 and encodes 1046 amino acids. The record is from RefSeq and is a predicted model, not a curated record. Gene Ontology annotation, molecular function: calcium ion binding; mannosyl-oligosaccharide 1,2-alpha-mannosidase activity.
CAUCUUGAGUCAGCUGUUGGCAACAAAUAUGGCUGUCGGGUUGUGACGUACAGGGUACUAUGCUGUAAAACAUCACCACUGCGCUCCUCUGACAAUGCUAUUGUUAAUGAGAGGGACAUAAUCUAAAUCUUGAAUAUGUGUUCAAUGUAUUAUAGGCGUUUCUGGUUCAUUGUGAGCGCAUCAUGGCUCGUUUUAAGUGUUUCUGGAACGGGCUCGCCAUCCAUGACUGAAGAAGAAAGACAGAAUCUUAAAGAGGAGGCAAAGGAGAUGUUUUAUCAUGCAUACACCGCUUACAUGGACAAUGCAUACCCAGCAGAUGAACUGAUGCCCCUCAGUUGUAAACCAAGAUGGAGAGAAGUGGAACAAUCUAGGGGGGAUAUCGAUGAGACUUUAGGCAAUUUUUCAUUAACGUUGGUGGAUGCAUUGGAUACAUUAGUUGUGAUGGGGGACAUUGAAGAGUUUGAUCGAGCCCUCCGUUUGGUAGUUAGAGAUGUAUCCUUUGAUAACGACGUAGUGGUAUCAGUCUUCGAGACGAAUAUUCGUAUGGUUGGUGGAUUGAUAUCUGGUCAUGUGAUGGCUGAACAUCUAAAUCAGCUGUAUGGAGCAUUAGGAUGGUAUAGAGGAGAACUGCUGACAAUGGCAAGAGAUCUGGCCACCAGACUUCUACCAGCAUUCAACACUACAACAGGGAUUCCACAUGCCAAGGUUAACUUGAAAUAUGGGAUGAAGUCCCCAAAACUGCAGAGCUCACGAGAUACUUGCACUGCAUGUGCAGGAACAAUUAUAUUAGAGUUUGCAGCCCUCUCACGAUUAACAGGUGAUUCCAUCUUUGAGGAGAAAGCUCGCCAGGCUAUGGAUUGUCUGUGGAGCCAGAGACACCGGGGAAGUGACCUUGUAGGAACCGUACUAAAUGUGCAUUCAGGUGAUUGGGUGCGGCGAGAUUCUGGUGUAGGAGCCGGCAUAGACUCCUACUAUGAGUACCUGCUAAAAGCCUAUGUCUUAUUAGGUGAUGAAGGCUAUUUGGAGAGGUUUAAUAAACAUUACAGUGCAGUUAUGAAGUAUAUCAGUCAAGGUCCAAUGUUGUUAGAUGUCCACAUGCACCGUCCCCAUACAACUUCCCGUAACUUUAUGGAUGCUCUCUUGGCGUUCUGGCCUGGACUUCAGGUGCUAAAGGGAGACAUUAAGCCAGCCAUUGAGACACAUGAAAUGCUGUAUCAGGUGAUUCAACGUCAUAAUUUCUUGCCUGAAGCAUUCACUACAGACUUUCAGGUUCACUGGGGUCAGCAUCCGUUACGACCUGAGUUCCUAGAGUCCACAUACCUCCUAUAUCUUGCAACAGAUGACCCGUACUAUCUGAGAGUUGGGGAGCAGGUACUACGCUCACUACAAAAACAUGCUUGGGUUCCCUGUGGCUAUGCUGCUGUUAAAGAUGUUCGCACGGGUGUACAUGAGGACAGAAUGGAUUCAUUUGUUCUGUCAGAGACCUUCAAAUACCUGUACUUGCUCUUUGCUAAACCAAGUGACCUGAUAAUUGACUUGGACCAGUUUAUCUUCACAACGGAAGCUCAUCUUCUACCUCUUUCUCUUGCCCGACUUUCUAAUUUGACAGUUGUUCCUGGUCCAGAUAAUCAAGAUAAUGCGCAAGACAGUGAUGUGGAGUAUGCCCGAUCUUGCCCAAAUGCUCACUUUCUCUUCCCUGGUCGUCAUGAAUUUGCUGAAACCAUAAGACGGCCCCUUAAAAACUUUGUGAAUAAUGUGUGCCCUUCACGUAAGACUAUACGGAGAAAAUUACGAGCCUCUGAGUUUCAAGCAGGGAAUAGUCGACACAUGGGUCUAUUGAAAGAUAUGGGCAUUACAAUUAUGGCUCUUCCAGAUGGUCGUGUUCAGUUGCUGCAUACUUCGUCUAAUGCAAGGUCAUCAGAUGAUGCAGAAGAAGGACUUUUGUUCAUGCAAGAGAUGAUAGAAUUGAGUAAGCUACAGCAGGAACAACCUGAAAACCCUCCUCGGGUGGUGUCCUUCUUGCAUGUGGUGGAUGGCCAACCUGUCACAACUACCAUACAGGCUGGUCCUGCUCAAUUUGGACUUGAUUUAAAGGGAGAUGUUGAGGUGAGUGGACCAGCGUUAAAGGCUAGUCCACUUAGAGCCUGUGAGCAGCUGGACAAUGAAAGUGAAGUACAAGGCAAAAUAGCCAUCAUAGAACGAGGAGAUUGUAUGUUCAUUGAGAAGGCUCGCAGGUUGGAGGCACUUGGUGCUGUUGGAGGUAUUGUGUUAGAUAACACCCCAGGAACAUCUGCCAAAAGUUCACCAAUGUUUGCAAUGUCUGGUGAUGGGACAAAUGAUGUGAACAUCCCACUGGUAUUCCUCUUCUCGGGUGAUGCUGAGAUACUGCUGAAGGCUCUUGAUGACCAGCCUGGCCUUGAGGUUGUACUCUCUGACUUUGCCGAUAAAGAUGUUGGUGAAGGUUCAGUUGAAGAGGUACAUGUGGACUUAAAGGGGACAACAGAAGGUGGAGAGGAGUCAUUAACCACAGGGUCUGAGGAAAGUGGAUUGCCUCAUGUCAUAUCCAUCAUGAACAACAGACAACAGGAUUUUUCUUCCCAGGAAAGUGAGAGUUUGACUGACGAUGACUUGGUAACAGUUAUUGAAGGACAACAGGCAAUUCAUCCUCAGUUGCUUGACCAAGAGGAUCCGCACAAGCAUCAGGAUAUUUUACAAGAGCUGGAAAAAGCUGAGACAGCAGAAGAAAUCCUCGUUGCUGCUGUUCGUUAUGUCAACGCACGCCAAGAACAAGAAACGGCAAAAGGCAACACUCUGAUGAUAGAUCAUCCCUCAUCCUCAAUUGUAACAGAAUUACAAAGUCUUUUGGUAAAGAAAACUGCUUCCAAUCCUGGCCUCUUGAAGUCUCUGCUAAGUGUUCACCUGCGGGAACUGAUGGCAGUUCUCCAGCAAGCCACACCAAGUCCAUCAGAUCUGGAUGCCUCAUUACACCAUCUGUUGAACCAGCUGUCAGCAUUAACUAUAAAAUCGUCAGCACCAUUAGAUGAUUCUAAGAAGACUGCAUUUACACAGCAGUCAGUUGUUCAAGGAGUCUCACAAAAAGGAGAUUUUAAUGAAAAUAGCAAGCUUGAACAUCUCACUGAAAAACUACAAGAAAAAUUAAGAAAAAUAAAGAAAAAAUAUGGGCUAAAUCCUGAACAUAUAGAAGGCAUCCUUAGUGAAAUCAAAGGUACAGCCUCACCUCAAACCAAAGAUCACAACAGGCAAGAUGAACUAUAAUAAAGCAAUAAUAUUUUUUGAAAACCUUGAAAGUGACUAUAUAGAAAUAUAUAUAUACUCAUUAUUUACUUAUUCUUUUCUUCCUAGUUAUAUAUGUUCGGUACAGGUGCAUAAUAUUGUAAGGAAAGUUGUCAAGUUUAUUGUUGAUCAAUAGAAAGUUUGAUGGUGACUGUGUACUGUCAUUUAGAUAAUAUAUUGCACAGAAACUGACCAGAGGAUGCUCAGGGGAGCUGCUUGUCACUGUGAUAUUUGACAUUUGUGGAGCAGUCAGACAGUGUGGUGUGCACAUUUCAUUUUUCAUUUAGUGCUAUUAUUUAAAAUGAAGCACUACUCAUAUUCGACUUCAUUUUCUGUUGACCAGAACUAAAUCAUUUGUACAGUUGGUGUACUGAUGACCUUUUUAAGUCCUGAAUAAUGGAACCAUUCCGGCUAAUUACUGUAAGACUACACUGUAGAUGACACAUGACAGAUUACAAUAGACUCAAAAUUAUAUUACAGGAUAAUGUUUAAGUAAUAACUUUAAAGUAUUGUCAGUGACAAAUUUCUUUUUGUUGAACUCACGAGCAAUACAUGGUAGAUAUUACCGAACACUUCUUCCAUGACAAAAUAUGGCCAGAAAAUGUACUGCCAUGUAAACUUGGAGAAUUUUUUAACAUUGCAUACCAGAUUAUGCAACAUUUGUUCCCUUCCAGGCUAUCCAUUCCCUGGAAAGUAAAACUUUUUAAUUCCACUCUUCCUUUUCAUCCACAAUAAUUUAUUAAUUUUGUAAUAUACUUGUAUACAUGUCAUGUAACUUUAAUAUGUGCAGUUGCAAACAAAUCCAUCCUAGCAAAUUUGAAAUUUAGGUCUGUACCUAAAACAGUUUAAAGGUUUUAUGUCCUGGCUGAGCUCUUGUUCUCACCCCAUCUGACUGUGAAUUUUAUUAUUUUAUAUAAAUGCCCAUUAUUUUAUGCUCUUGUUUUUUCACCACAAUCUUGGCCCAGCCAUCAUCAUUCCUUGCAUUUACACACAUUUCAUCCUCUUAAUGUUCAGUUGUACUUCAGCAUCAGGGUAUAUUCACUAUGUUGAAGUUGUUAAUUCCCUUCAUAAUAUUAAUGAAGGACAGGGCUUGUAUAUCUGGAUAUUAUUAUUUUUUAUCCUUUUGCUGUGGAAUCUACUUUAAUACCAGAUAAAUCAAUACUGUAAUUUACUCUUUAGUUACUUGAAUUUGCUCUUAACCUGUGUAAGGUACUCCAAAUACUACGUAUUUAAGUGUUUUGAGUACUUUUGCAAGGCAAUAUGGCAUUGUGUGACAGAAUGAAAGGGGGUCAAGAUAAUAAAGAAUGUUUAGACAGUGUAUUUGCAAUUUUGAUAAUUUUUGGAAUGCUCAAAAUAUACUUACAUUAACAUUCUUAAUCACCCACCUUCAUACACUUUGCUCAUCAUCAUUGUUGUCAUUUGCUCAUGCAUGCACAGUCCCACAUUCUCACUUGCCCACUCAUACUAACAUUGGUGUGUGAUUUUAUUCAUUCAUUUUCACUCAAGGUUUGUAAGUUCUCCUGCGUGCAUGUGUGCAUAAACAUAACGCACCUUCCUUCAGAUACUCACAUACGUGCACACCACUCGCUCAUCAUUUCUUUCUCACACUCGCCUAUUAUUACACCCACUUGCACCUAGUUGAAUUAAAAUGCAAGGGAAAAUAUUUCAAUAUGGCAGAUAUUCUUAUUGCUUUUAUGUUUUGUUUUAUUGAUUGAAAUUAAUAUUAUUAAAUGUAUUUAAUGAA